Messenger RNA from Theileria equi strain WA, 1521 nucleotides. RefSeq lists its product as hypothetical. Bases 106 to 1521 code for a protein of 471 amino acids. The transcript is spliced from 7 exons. Lineage: Eukaryota; Apicomplexa; Aconoidasida; Piroplasmida; Theileriidae. The record is from RefSeq and is a predicted model, not a curated record.
UCUUAAUAUCUCUUUAUAUCCUACAAAAGGUCUGAUAUUUGACGAACUCAAAUAGAUAAUGGUACACACGAGGCAAUAGAAUCCAACAAUGCUGAGAAUCUUGAAAUGUGCACCAGUAAUUUUGGGAUUUUGCGGCGAAUGCCGUGGAUGCGUUACUCGUUCGACUUCAAAUCAAAAAUAACAAAUAAAAGAACCUCUAAAUUUGGGAUAUCGGCUGACGACAUCGGCCAUAAAAGUUUGGACACGUUAGACACAUCAAAAUUGUUAACUAUACUUGGAAAAUUGACGGAAGAUGAUUCUUCUAUGGAAUCUGCCGACUGGAAUCUACUUUAUGGAACAUUCUAUAAUAAACUUAAGAAAGAUACAAAAGAGCGUGAUUUACGUUGGUCUAUCGUCCAUACUGUAAAGUUUCUUCAAAAUGCAGCAUAUGUAACGAAUUACUUUUCCAGAAAAUCUCUGCCUCUAGAUGACUUAACAGAACCGAUUGCCUUUGCAAGGACGUUUAUCGCUAAAAAUAUCAAUGAAGUAAAUGAUAAUGAAUUAAUACGGGUCAUAUUUUCUUGCUCUAAAGGACGUUUUAUGAGCCACGGUCUUGUAACGAAGGCAUUUUUGACGUUGCUUGAUAAUGAAGUUAUUCAACGUUUGGACACCUUUCAAUCUUUACAAAUAUUGAAAAUAUUACACUCAACCAUAACUAUUAGCAAUUAUUUCCAUGACAAAGAAGACAACGAAUAUAGUAAGCAUCCAUUUGGCAUAGAGUUUACAAGAUGCCUUUCUACAAGAUUGCUUCGCAUGAUUUCACAUAUAGGAUCGAUUGAUAUGGCAAACUUUGUUACAAUAAUGGCACAUUAUGGCUUGUUCAAUAAAACUCUUUCUGAGAAAUUAAAUAAGUCAUUUCUGAAGAGGCUUUGGGGUAUAAAAACCAUGGAUCCUGUUUUAAUAUCAGCUCUAUCAUUGUCUAUGUACGGGAUACUGGGCAGAAAAACUGCGAUUUUCAUGUUAAAUUCACUAGAAUCAUUUGGAAUACCAUCGUAUACAUCAGGACAUGAUCCGAGAUUUGUGAACUCGUUACUAUUUUCAUUAAAACUUUUGGAAAUGUGCAUUCGACACAACAAUGUAGAAGUACAUAAAUCACUUCCCAGCAGUAAUAGACUAUACCUGAAAAAAAUCAGAGAUCGAAUUGCAAAGUGUGUAGACCACAGAGAUCUUUUGUAUGGAAUAACAUUCAAUUCCAGAAGCCUUGUAUCAUCUUUGAAUGAUUUAUUAGAGCACGAAAGACGCUUUGAUGUGUUUUCCUUUGCUCCGUAUAUUCAUGGACCUUAUCUAAUGGAGAUUUGUGACCCAAUAAACAAAAUCACGAUUGAAUUCGACGAACCGUGGCGUUUUGGGCACAACGAAUGGUUGAGUUCUCAUUUAUCGCAUUUUCACAAAAUGAGGAGAGUUCACUUGGAGAAUGAAGGCUUCAAAUUUAUCAGAGUACCCAAUGGUUUGGACACCCCCAAGGAAGGACAUAAAUCGUAA